Messenger RNA from Epinephelus fuscoguttatus (brown-marbled grouper), 7008 nucleotides. RefSeq names its product SMAD family member 2 (gene smad2). The record is from RefSeq and is a predicted model, not a curated record. The coding region runs from base 399 to 1823 and encodes 474 amino acids. Gene Ontology annotation, cellular component: heteromeric SMAD protein complex. Gene Ontology annotation, molecular function: I-SMAD binding; DNA-binding transcription factor activity, RNA polymerase II-specific; RNA polymerase II cis-regulatory region sequence-specific DNA binding. Gene Ontology annotation, biological process: transforming growth factor beta receptor signaling pathway; regulation of transcription by RNA polymerase II; SMAD protein signal transduction. The transcript is spliced from 11 exons. NCBI's taxonomy places the organism in Eukaryota, Metazoa, Chordata, Actinopteri, Perciformes, Serranidae.
AGCUUUGAAUGAGGGGCCAUCAUCCCGGCGGCUCGGAGGUGGAAAAUACAGUUUAAAGUGUCUCUGGAUGCGUUUUAAAAUGAACAAGCAGGCUCUGCUGACAGAUACCCAAGUGACCGUUCGGCGCCCGUUCACCUCCUCGUCGGGUUUUCUCGGAUGAACUCCUCUCGCUCCCUAAUUUCCAUCUGAUGUUUCCCAAGACUGACUAGAUAUUAAUUAAAAAAUACACACAUAUAUUCUGAAUAUAUAGUUCAAAAUCUCCAGUAGGAAUUCAGACAACAACAUAUCACCUGUAUCACCCUUUUCCCCCUCUCCCCUUUUCCCUUUACACCAGAUUAAGAGGGGCAUCAAAACACACUUAGGAUUCACAAACACACACGUUACAUACACAAACCACCAUGUCCUCCAUCCUUCCCUUCACUCCCCCUGUAGUGAAGCGUCUCCUGGGAUGGAAGAAGACUCCAGCGGGGAGCGGAGGAGCCGGAGGAGGCAUCGGAGGAGUGGGUGAGCAGAACGGGGGAGGACAGGAGGAGAAGUGGUGCGAGAAGGCCGUGAAGAGCUUGGUGAAGAAGCUGAAGAAGACCGGGCAGCUGGAUGAGCUGGAGAAAGCCAUCAGCACGCAGAACAGCAACACAAAGUGUGUCACUAUACCCAGUAAUUGCUCAGAUCUUUGGGGUCUGGGCUCAGGCCACACGAUAGAGCAGUGGGACUCUGCAGGCAUGUACGGAUACCAUGACCACAGCAGGUCGUUAGAUGGACGUCUCCAGGUGUCCCAUCGUAAGGGCCUGCCACACGUCAUCUACUGCCGCCUGUGGAGAUGGCCCGACCUCCACAGCCACCACGAGCUGAGGGCCAUCGACUCCUGCCAGUUCGCCUUCAACCUCAAAAAGGAUGAAGUGUGUGUCAAUCCCUACCACUACCAGAGAGUGGAGACGCCUGUGCUGCCUCCCGUGUUGGUGCCUCGUCACACAGAGAUUCUGACAGAGCUUCCUCCUCUAGAUGACUUUACAAACUCCAUCCCUGAAAACACCAACUUCCCUGCCGGCAUAGACCCUCCGAAUAACUAUAUACCAGAGACUCCUCCACCUGGCUACAUCAGUGAAGAUGGAGAGACCAGCGACCAACAGAUGAAUCAAAGUAUGGAAUCAGGCUCACCAGCAGAAAUGUCACCCAGCACCCUGUCACCUGUCAGUCAUGGCCUGGACCUUCAGCCGGUUACCUACAGUGAACCCGCUUUCUGGUGCUCGAUAGCCUACUAUGAGCUAAACCAGCGGGUGGGAGAGACGUUCCACGCCUCACAGCCAUCGCUGACGGUCGAUGGCUUCACCGACCCCUCCAACUCCGAACGCUUCUGUCUCGGGCUUCUCAGCAAUGUUAACAGGAACGCGACUGUUGAAAUGACAAGGAGACAUAUAGGUCGUGGUGUAAGGUUGUACUACAUUGGAGGGGAGGUGUUCGCCGAGUGCCUCAGUGACAGUGCCAUUUUUGUCCAGAGUCCCAACUGCAACCAGCGAUACGGCUGGCACCCUGCCACAGUCUGCAAGAUACCACCAGGCUGUAAUCUGAAGAUUUUUAACAACCAGGAGUUUGCUGCGCUGCUGGCCCAGUCAGUCAAUCAGGGGUUUGAGGCAGUCUACCAACUAACCAGGAUGUGCACCAUCAGAAUGAGUUUCGUCAAGGGCUGGGGGGCAGAGUACAGACGUCAGACAGUAACCAGCACUCCCUGUUGGAUCGAGCUGCAUCUCAACGGCCCCCUCCAGUGGUUGGAUAAGGUGCUGACCCAGAUGGGUUCACCAUCAGUGCGCUGCUCCAGUAUGUCCUAAACAGGGUUCUGCUGCUGCCCGCGCAAAUUCACAAACUGUCAUGUCACACAACAUUUGACCAGUAUGUCCUGAGGAAGACCAUGGUGCAGUCUUAAACUGAGGCACUAAUAUUAUCAUCAAGAAAAAAAAGGAUCACACGAAGGACCUGGAGGAUGGAGGAAUGACAUUGCUGAUGGACAGUGUUAACAAUGAUGUCAGUGUGGGCCUGACCACCUUCGGCUCUGUUGGAUUAAGAUGACAUUCCAGUAAUCAUGGACCUAGUAAUUGAAAUCACCCUGCAAUACCAAAUGUCGAGAGUGAUGUCAUAAUGGACCAGACUGCAUUCAUGUUUUUUUUGGUAUUUGACUGAGGCUCUGAUCCGACAGAGCUUCUCUGUCCUGCUUGAUGAUACGAGAGCGGCUGUUAUUGGGGAUUGCGUGCGAGACCUUCUGGCUACAGGGCAGUCUCUCCAACCGUGAGUCCACCUUACUGCUCCACUACCUACCUACUACAGCACAACUUUGAUUCAAGAUUUCUGUUUACACAAGGUUGACCAACAGUAGUACUGCCACUCCAGGCUCAACCAAAGUCAACUCCACGCCUGGAUAUGAUUUUCUUUCUUGGUUUUGGUGACCAAACUUCCGUUUUUAUCUUGAGGUUUUCUUGCUUUUCCCAGUUCCUGUGUCGUCGUGAUCACGGACAUGAUUACGCCGGAACGACAGUCUUCAGCUCUGAAAGGGGUGACCACUGGGAGACCAAGCUGAUGUCUAGAAUCAAUAUAACAUACCCUUUAGAUGCACACACACCUGUACACUGUAACACAGACAAACCUUCACUAUCUUUCACAUGAGGACAAAUAACUUCCUGUGUGUGUUUAACCGGUCCCAUUCAACCAUGAGUGUGUAGAGGGGUAGAUGUUCGCAUCAGAGCUGAAACAGCUGCUAACCAGCAUAGAUAACUGGAAUGAGUAAGCUAAGUAAAUCUCAGUGCAAGAGUGGAGGACACGUCCGUCUUCUUGAACUUCAUACAAACCACAAAAGCAGAAGUAGUUAACCACAGUUACCAGUUUGCCCCUUGUAGUUUUUGUGGGCCAACCAUUUGCACUGACUCUCUGUGUCCCCCCCCCCCCCCCCCCCCGCACGCUCUUACGCUCUCUCUUACACCCUCUUUAUUAACUUUUUACAAUUAUAUCAUCAUGCUUAUGAAGGAGAGUGUUGGACUUGGAGACGUGUAGGACUAGGACUCAGUAUAAUGCAGUUCAAGAAUCUAAGCCUCAGUGUCGCCCCCUGCUGUCUAAAAGAAAGAAAUACCAUCACUUACAUUUCACUGAUGCAGACAUUGAGCAAGUCUCUCUCAAUUAUAUGCUUGGACUGAUGCACGAUUUUCUCCAUUAUUGACAUUUUAUUGAUAGGAAGACAACUCCCGCAGUGUGGGACUUUGAAAAAAAAAACAAAAAAAAAACGGCUUCUAUACUGUUGUUGCACUGCCCCAAAUUAUGCACACUUGAUAUCGCUACAAGAAAGUUGCCUUUGAUGUAAAAUACAGCGAGAUAUGCUUUGAAAUGUACAUAUAGGAAUGUUGAAAAACCCAAGUGGUGUCACGGCAAUUACAAAAAAAAUCUUCCAUAUUUUUAAGAAUGUUCACUUUAAGAGUUUUUUUGCGUAUAUUGUCUAAAUUGGCUUAUUAAAGAUUGUUAAAUUCAGUUGAUUUUAAUAAAAUUCCUUUCCCCGAUCUAAAAGCCAGCCGGUACCUACGUUGGUACUGUAGAGUCCCAAAUCGUAAGUAUUUAAGCUUUAAGUAUUUGACAAGCUAGUUAUACGACACAGCUAUUUUCUUUACACAUUCUUUUAGCUACAUUUUUGUAUCGUGUAUUUUUUACAUAUGAAUAUAUUUAAAGAUCUUCAAAGCUUUCUUCCCUUUUAUUAGAAUUCAGUAUUUUUUUAGAAUAUGCCCUCGGCUUGAAACGACAGCUUGAUGAUGAGUUAUGAAGUAUGUAGCAUAGGAUGGAACAUUUUCACUGACUUUACCACAGUUUGGAUUUGGUGACCGAGAGGCCGAGCCAUCAUAAUUCCCAUUCUGUUUUCUUCUUGGCCAGUGAAUUUUGGAAUCUAUCAGCUGUUACAGCUGUUGAAAAAGGUAAUUUCUUGUCUAACUCUUAGGAUUUUUUUUUUCAGCCUAAAGGGUGUGACGUGAAUUAUGAUUGUGCUGUCCCAAAGACUGAAUGCAUGUAUUACAUUUUACAGUAUGCCCUGUACACUGCAGAUCCACUGUGUCAUAAACCUAAUUGCUGAUGAAAACCUAACAGCUUCAGUUUUCUGAUACCAAAUUUAUUGACUUAAUAUUUAAACUUGCCAGUUUACUUUUUGGGGUGUAGUUUGUUGCAAAUUUUUAGUCACAAAUCAAGCUCUCAUGGCAGCAUGGUGGUGCAGUGGGUUUGCAUGUUCUCCCCAUGUCAGCGUGGGUUUUCUCCAGGAGCUCCAGUUUCCUCUCACAGUCCAAAUACAUCCAGGUUAAUUGGCGACUCUAAAUUGGCCGUAGGUGUGUAGGUGUCUGGCGACCUGUCCAGGGUAUACCCCACCUCUUGCCCUUGAACAUGCGGUUCCAGAACUGAAUGAAUAAAUCAAGAUACCUGUUUAUCUAUCAGUAUGCCAUGGUCACUAGAAAAUAAUUCUGUUUAAAACUAAACAAAAUUCAGAUUUUUGGAGAUGUUAGGAUUUAAUUCAGCAGCUGAGCAAUGCAGUAUUAUUUUCCAGUAUCAAAGCAGAUGGUAUUCAGUCGGAAGGCUCUGACUUUGGAAGGUGAAUCUGUCUUACUUUAGCAACAUAGGACAUUCCAGUACGUGCUGCAAAAGCUGCUGCAGCUCCGCAGACGUUUGAUUCUCAUGACUCCUUAUAUGUGGUUGUAAACUGUCAAUUUACAGUGAGCGUGUUAACAUGCACACGAUAUGUCCCAUUCAACGCGUCUUUAUUCUCAAAUGUAUCCCUCAAGUCUCAUACUGUCACAUUCCAGAUCGCUUGUUUGACGUGUUUCAAACUUUGACAGAACCUGACUGGUCUUGACUUGUUGCUAAUUAAUGCCGGUGUGCAUGUAAACACGUUCACGUUUUUCUGUUUGAUUACUGCAACAUGUCGGGGAAAUGUUGGUUCAAAGAUUUAAAGAUUUAUUGUAGAAGACACAUUCUCACUCCAACCUCGUCAGGUAUCGACUUUUUGUCAUGGACUUUCCACGUCCACAUGCGAUGUGCAAGGUACCCUGGGUGUGUUGGUUGUUGGCAUUCUGGGACGCCGUGUCAAGUUCUGCCUGUUACAUGCAUUGUUUUCUUUCAAAAUACACUUCUAUUUUCACAGAAAAUUUACAGAUUACAUACAGUCUCUUUCAAAAAGAACACACUAUGUCGGUAAAACAUCGCAAAUUGAUGUUUUUUCCCUCCAACAACAGGCGCACGUGGUUGGGUUUAGGAAAAAAGAACUGAGUUUGGCUUUAUAAUCUCAUGGGAUGUCCACCACCAGUCCCACUCGCCCUUCUCGGACUUUCGCUGGCUUAAUUUAAGUUCUUAUCCCGCUGUGUUUCCCCCUGAUGCCGUCAAACUAUAAUGGCGACCGGCCGCGUAUCUUGCAGUGUUUGUUUGGCAAACAAACACCAACUUUCGGAAAAAAGAACAGGGUUUGGCUUUAUAAUCUAUGGGCUUUAUAAUCUAGGGGACGCGAACACCGCUCUCCUGGGUGAAUGUUGGUGUUUGUUGGGUCUGGGCACACAAACAUCGACUUUUGGAAAAAAGAACAAGGUGUGGCUUUAUAAUCUAUGGGACACUUUAUAAUCUAUGGGAUGCGAACAAUGCUCUCCUGGGUGAAAGUCAGUGUUUGUUGGACCCAUCCACCACCCCACCCACUCUCCCUACUCAGACUUUAACUGCCUUAACUUUAGUUCAUAUCCCGCAGCAUUUUUCUCUGACACGGCUAAGUGCCAUUAAACUAUAACAGUGAUCGGCCAUGUAUCAUGCCGAUGUUAAAAGACAGCUUUUUCGUCAGUGUCUGACGCCACAAGUCACUGCCCAAGCGCCAGAUUUUGACAACUUCGGAGUGAGACUGGGUUGUUGUAGAACACCAAAUGAUGGUUUAAUGAAGUUUAUCAUAUAAUAAGAAGAUAAGAAGUCCGUAAAUCCUGAUGUGUAAACAUACCGUCAGCAUCCUGCAGAAAUCAAGAUUUGAGGUUGAUUGACACUCGAUAGGUAACAUCUCCACCUCCAGGGUGGUGUACGUUAGCACUUGGACCAAACUGAAAGAUUCACACUUUUAAAAAAAAUCCUGUGGUUGGUUUGACUCUGCAAAUCAUAAGCAUACUUUUUUAGGGACUGUAUUUGCUUCAUUCAGCGAGCAUUGGGUCAAAUUUUUAUCACUUGUGACGAGCCAAACGCAGUGAUGUUCGUCUUUUUCUGUGUGUAUCUACCUGUCCACCCGUCUGUCCCGCCUUUUCGCUGGUCUUUUCUUUUUCAUUUAAUAGGGUAAAAAGUUGACUGGACUUUGCCAAGGUCAGUACACAGGACAUGAAAACAUAGUGUUACCUUUAAGGUUGUUGUAUCAUUGCUAACCCACGUUCGUUCUAUGCAGUGACAUCAAAUCGUUCGGAUUGAACACAUUCCUCGGUAGUGUAUUUUCUGAUGGCUAGACAUGCUGGUGUCUGCAUAUCGCCAGCGUCCAGCAACAGCCUUUGUAUCAACUUUAUUUUGUUUCUUUAAAUGAGUGCCACCCGACAUCGUACCCAGAAACCAACCAGCUGUUCUCACUCCUUGAGAAUUCUGUUUUAGGCAUGGAUGACGAGACCAAACGAGGUUUCAUGUAGGCGACAUUGACACAUUUCGAGGGUCCACAUUCCUAUUUACAGAUGACAUAUUGUAUUUUUUUUUCUUAUUGUGAUGACAAUUGUGUAUCCCCAAACAAGCCUCUUUCUGACGGACUCCUACGAAGGUGGCUUUUUGGAGACAGUGAAGUUUCUACAUGUCACUAGUGAUGUUAUUGUAUAGUUGUACUUUUAUUUUACCAUACAUGCUGUUCCUUUCUCUUGCUAUCGACGGAGCGUAUUCCAUUAGACGACAAAGCUGUUAGGAUUUCUGUCUUCUUCAAACACUGAUGACGAUCUUCAUAGGCUUUCCAACUAUUCUACAUAUACAGUCAACUUCUUACAGUGUACACUAAUAAAGCUGUUUUAA